AAACGUGAACAGACUGGACUGAAAUUAUCAGUUUACCAACUGUUUUCAGCAAGUAUACUACUACUCCAAAAUGAAAUUCUUCAUCCUUGCCGCCCUUUUCGCUGUCGCUGCCGCCGAUUCUUACAGGUCAGCCGAAUACGCUCCCAAGUACGAAGCUCCGGCAUACAAAUCUACAUAUGAAGCCAAAUACGAGACUCCCCAACCUUACGACUUCAGCUGGGCCGUCAAUGAUUACUACAACGACUACGGACACUCUGAGAAGAGCGACGGCAAUGUCGUAACCGGAUCAUACCGUGUCGUCCUUCCCGACGGCCGCACCCAAAUUGUCACCUACAAGGCCGACAGCUACGGAUAUGUCGCCGACGUCAAGUACACCGGUGAAGCCAAGUACCCCGCAUACGUCGCAAACAACUACAAAGCUACCACCUACUCCGCCCCAGCUUACAAGCCUUCUACUCCGACCUACACCAAGCCAACAUACUCCGCUCCCACAUACUCUGCACCGGCCAAAAUGGCCCCGGUUUACACCGCCACUCCAGUCUAUAAAACCCCCGCAGUUCAGUCAAACUACUAAAUUGCAAUUAAUUGAGACAACCAAAAUGUCUGCAUGUAAAUGAUAAUUAUUUAAUAAACUAUCCAAUUUGAUUAAA
This is a messenger RNA of Daphnia pulicaria, 650 nucleotides long. RefSeq names its product cuticle protein 7-like. The coding region runs from base 71 to 574 and encodes 167 amino acids. Gene Ontology annotation, cellular component: extracellular matrix. Lineage: Eukaryota; Metazoa; Arthropoda; Branchiopoda; Diplostraca; Daphniidae. The transcript has 3 exons. The record is from RefSeq and is a predicted model, not a curated record.